CAGGGAACGUGUUGAGGUCAUCUUUUAGUCGGGAUGGGGGAAGGGAUGUGGAAUAGAGACAGAUCCUUUGUUAAACUAUGAUCUUUUUCCCCCAAUUUCAACAAAUAUACUAAGUGAGGAUAGUUAAAGUUACUCUGCGUGUAGACAUAUAAGUUAAAGUUUCAUUGAAGAAAAACGGAACCGAAAAUCGCGCAACAUCUUUGGAAGUUGUAGCCUACUGAAUGGUGGCGGCUUUUGCGAAUGAUUCUUUACCUUCACUGAUUUUGCUGUUUUUUUUUUCUCCGAGGAGUUCUCUGACGGAGUUUCGGGAGGGCUCUGGGACCAUGCUGUGAUGUGAGUCAUCGGCAAGAAGCUGUCAGCGGCAAAAAAUCUGCUCUCCACCUCCCCCUCCCACCCCCCAGCCUGACAUCUGUGAAGAGAUAUGUUUACAUGGACCCCCUCUCAUCUGGAUGACACACAGUGACCCAUUGCCUCAGCGGGCCCUUCGACACACACCAAAUUUUUUCCUCAUCAAGAACAUCACUUUUCCUGUUCCACUGUGAGUGCUUUUUUUCAGUAGUGCCUUUCGCACCGCUGUACGCCCCAAGGCCAGAGCUAGAACCCGGGAGGGAGCCAGGACCGGAGCCAUGUGUCAUGUGAUCGUAACGUGCCGCUCCAUGCUGUGGACUCUGCUGAGCAUCGUGGUGGCGUUCGCCGAGCUCAUCGCCUUCAUGGGCCCCGACUGGCUGGUCAGUCCGCCCAGUGCGCCCAUCUCCACCAACGGGAGCUACCGCCUCUCGUCCAGGCCCCACCGCCCCACGCUGGGGCUGUACGCCCGCUGCCGGAAGGUGCCGUACCACCACCGCGACAUCCAGUGCGGUCCCUACGCCGCCCACUUCGGGGAGAUCGCCAGCGGCUUCUGGCAGGCCACGGUCAUCUUCCUGGCCGUGGCCAUCCUCAUACUGUCCGUGGUGGCGCUCUUCGCUGUCUUCAGCAUGUGUUUCCAGAGCAUCAUGAGGAAAAGCAUCUUCAACGUCUGUGGCCUGCUGCAGGGUAUUGCAGGUCUGUUCCUCAUCAUGGGUCUGAUGCUGUACCCGGCCGGCUGGGGCUGUGACAAGGUCAGGCAGUACUGCGGCGAGGACAGCUCGGCGUACCGAGUGGGCGACUGCUCGCUGGGCUGGGCCUUCUACGCGGCCAUCGGCGGCACCGUGCUCACGUUCUUCUGCGCCAUGUUCUCCGCCCAGGCCGAGAAAGCCACGUCGAGCGACAAGGUCCAGGACGAGAUCGAAGAGGGAAGAAGCCUUGUUUGUGUGCUGUGAAAAGAGAGGGAGAGAGAGAGAAGGAAAAAAAAACAACCCAGCCCAGCACAGCACAGCACAGCCUCGGCAUUACAAGGGCCAUGAUUUCAAAAGGGAUCGUAAAGUUGUCAUUUUACCACAUUAGAACCACUGUCAUCAACCCAGGACGCACAAGGCCAGCAUGUCAUUUUAGUGAGGUCAUGACAGUCUCCUCUUAAGCGGCCGGCAUGAAAGGAGGGAAUUUUAACCCACCCGUUUGUCCCCGGCUGGUAAAUUUGUCUAGGGUGAGGUAAAUACCAGCAUUCCUUUACACACCAGCCCUAUACUGUUUUACUUAGCAUGUAAUAGGCAUUUUAGGUAUGUAGUUAGACCAAACGAAAAACCAAGGACAUCACUACCACUUUUGUAUUACUGAAAGUAUACUAGAAAGGCCUUUGUUUGUUUUUGUGAAGAAAUGUAAUAGAUGAGGUGAAUGUACUUUGAGAAAAGAUAUCGAGUGGUGCUAAAAAAGCGCUAGAUGUGCAGAUAUCACAUGGCAUUUAAUGAAGAAUGAUCAAAAUCCUAGAGUGUCUUAGCCAGUAUGUCCCGUUGAUUACAAUGUUUCCAAGUCCAAUUCUAAUAACAAUUUUGUUUGCCUGGGACUCACGUAGAAAUCCUGGAAUGAGUACAACACAAGACAAAUGAGAAUGACUCACUUCGAAGACUUUGAAAAAGAAAUAGCGACAUACCACGCCGCUGCUUUGCAUGGCUUCAGUGUUUCGUUUACCCUUAUUUGGCUGUAGAUUCUGUAAUGGGGAAAAUCUACUGCCAGAGAAACAACAUAUUUUGAAUUACUGUAAUAUGUGCCUUGUAGCUUUGCCACUCUUUACAAAUAUGGAUCACGUGGAGACAGACGAGAGUGAGAACCGUGGUUAGCUCAGCAUCUAAGUCUGUACGUGUGUGGGAGACAAUCUGCUUUCACAUGGGGGUGGGGGGUGGGGGGCGGUUGUUCAACUGGGGGCAUGGCAGCUUGGUCACAUGUUCCCAUAAAUGGUGCAAUGGGAAACCCUCUCUCCAACACAUAUUUCACGUAUCGAUAAUGUUUACUUUCUCUUAUCUCGAGUUUACCGGUGCAACUGGACCCUGCAGAUGUUACCAAGCCGUUGGUAAAAAAAAAAGAAAAGAAAA
Sardina pilchardus (European sardine) is the source of this 2444-nucleotide messenger RNA. RefSeq names its product LHFPL tetraspan subfamily member 2b (gene lhfpl2b). Bases 627 to 1298 code for a protein of 223 amino acids. Lineage: Eukaryota; Metazoa; Chordata; Actinopteri; Clupeiformes; Clupeidae. The transcript is spliced from 3 exons. Gene Ontology annotation, cellular component: membrane. The record is from RefSeq and is a predicted model, not a curated record.